AUGUCCAGCUGUUCUGUCGGCAUCUCAAACACAUCCUUAGUAGAACUUGUCUUUCCUGUUAAACCUACUCCUCUUAUUUUCCCUAUUUCUGUUGAAGUUACCACCAUCCUUCCAAUUACCCAGGGGGCGGAGGAUCCCGCUUCUCGGCGGCAGAGGGCGCCUCUGGCUCCCGUGUCCAGCCUGCUGGGGCUGGAGAGAGGAGAGGGAGCGAAAGCUCGAGCGGCUCCUGCCACGUAUUCCUCCCGGCCGCUGCGGCGAGGCUGGAAGCCGAGGUUAGUGGGUCAGAGAAGAGUUUUGGGCUGCCUGGAAUUUCCUGGGUUUUCUGGCUGGUCUUCCCUCAAAAGCCGCGCGCUUGAAAGAGGAGGAGCGGGGCCCAUUUCUGGGGAAGCGGCUCAGGAUGAGGCAGCUCAAAGGCAAGCCCAAGAAGGAGACGUCCAAAGACAAGAAGGAGCGGAAGCAGGCCAUGCAGGAGGCGCGGCAGCAGAUCACCACGGUGGUGCUGCCCACGCUGGCCGUGGUGGUGGUCCUGAUCGUGGUGUUCGUGUACGUGGCCACGCGCCCGGCCACCCCCGAGUGAGCCGGCGCCCCGUCCGGAGGAGCCGGGAGCGGGGGGCGCUUCUGCUGCCCGCGAGCCCCGGCGCCUCCCGCCCUGCGCUGAGUCCGGCCUCUCCGUUCUGUCAUCGGAAACGUCUUCUCGGGGAAUGUGCCACACACCUUACGGUCCGCUUCAUGUGCCUUUCAGACUUAAAAAGGGGGUGUUUCUUUCCGAAACCGGCGUCUGUGCCGCUCCGCCCGGGGAAGGGGGAAAUCUGCCCGCCACAGCUCUGUGUGAAUCAGCUUCCCACCGUCCCGCCAUCCGGAGCGUGAUCGCCACGGCUCUCGUACGCGGCCUUCGCCGCCCCCGAGGGACUGGCCGUCUCUGAGCUUCCUGUGAUUUGAAAUAUAUCCAUUCAAAGGUGAAAUAUUUAUUUUUGGAAUAAAGGAGACUAUAGCCUUAAA
Molecule: messenger RNA, 999 nt
Organism: Sarcophilus harrisii (Tasmanian devil)
Lineage: Eukaryota; Metazoa; Chordata; Mammalia; Dasyuromorphia; Dasyuridae
Gene: SMCO4
Product: single-pass membrane protein with coiled-coil domains 4
Exons: 4
Coding region: 1-867 (288 amino acids)
Source: RefSeq, a predicted model, not a curated record